AUGACACCAAACAGCACCGGGGAGACGCCCAGCCCCAUCCCUGAAGGGGCCUUGGGGCUCUCCCUGGCCCUGGCCAGCCUCAUUGUCGCUGCCAACCUGCUCCUGGCUCUGGGCAUCGCCAGGGACCGCCACCUGCGCAGUCCACCUGCUGGCUGCUUUUUCCUGAGCCUGCUGCUGGCCGGGCUGCUCACGGGGCUGGCGCUGCCGUUGCUGCCAGGACUAUGGAGCCAGAGCCUUCGGGGUUACUGGUCCUGCCUCCUGCUCUACCUGGCUCCCAACUUCUCCUUCCUCUCCCUGCUGGCCAACCUCCUGCUGGUGCAUGGGGAGCGCUACAUGGCAGUGCUGAGGCCCCUGCGGCCCCGAGGGAGCACUCGGCUGGCCCUGCUCCUUACCUGGGCUGGCCCCUUGCUCUUUGCCAGCCUGCCUGCUCUGGGGUGGAACCACUGGGCCCCUGGUGCCAACUGCAGCUCCCAGUCCGUCUUCCGCCCCUACCUCUACCUCGAAGUCUAUGGACUCCUGCUGCCCGCCGUGGGUGCUGCCGCCCUCCUCUCUGCCCGGGUGUUGGCCGCUGCUCACAGCCAGCUGCGGGACAUUCGCCGGCUUGAGCGGGCAGUGUGCCGAGGUGCACCCUCGGCCCUGGCCCGGACCCUUACGUGGAGGCAGGCGAGGGCACAGGCUGGGGCCACAUUGCUCUUUGGGCUGUGCUGGGGCCCCUACGUGGCCACCCUACUCCUCUCGGUCCUGGCCUAUGAGCAGCGCCCACCGCUGGGGCCGGGAACCCUGCUGUCCCUCAUCUCCCUGGGCAGUGCCAGUGCAGCAGCUGUGCCUGUCGCCAUGGGGCUGGGUGACCAGCGCUACACAGCCCCCUGGAGGGCGGCUGCUCGACGGUGGCUUCGGGUGCUGCGGGAAAGGGCCUCCCGGGGCAAUACGGGCCGAGGCACCGCCUACCACACCAGCAGUCAAAGCAGCGUCGACCUGGACUUGCACUAGAGGAAGGGUCUGUUCCCAUUCCUACCAGAAGAAUCCAUCCGUCUUGAC
This is a messenger RNA of Talpa occidentalis (Iberian mole), 1038 nucleotides long. RefSeq names its product G protein-coupled bile acid receptor 1 (gene GPBAR1). Gene Ontology annotation, biological process: G protein-coupled receptor signaling pathway. Gene Ontology annotation, cellular component: membrane. Gene Ontology annotation, molecular function: G protein-coupled bile acid receptor activity. The record is from RefSeq and is a predicted model, not a curated record. Lineage: Eukaryota; Metazoa; Chordata; Mammalia; Eulipotyphla; Talpidae.